AUGAAGGAUAAAAUAAAUAUUAGCACUUCUCAUAUUUAUGAUGAUUCUAUUAAUAUUACUCAUGGGAAAAAAAGAAAACUAGAUAAUGAUGAAUAUGAAAAAAUAGAAAUAUUACAUACAAAACAUACAAAUCAAAAUGAUAAUAUGAAUUGUAAUUUAAAUGAGAAAAAAAAUAAUGAUAUUAAUAAUGCAUAUAUAACCUCAAAA
Messenger RNA from Plasmodium adleri (nom. inval.), 207 nucleotides. NCBI's taxonomy places the organism in Eukaryota, Apicomplexa, Aconoidasida, Haemosporida, Plasmodiidae. The record is from the annotation of a RefSeq genome assembly.